CGGUACUCGAAAUGUGUGUCAGGAGGCAACUGCUACUGUGUACAUUGGCCGCGCUGAUGGCGUCGGCGCUCUGCCUGGACGAGGAAAUGGCGGAGCUAGCGCGGAUGCUGCGAGAGAGCUGCGCCGAGGAGAGCGCCGUCGAGCUGCGUCUUGUGGAGGAGGUGAACGCAGGCGCAGCGCUGCCUCCCGACGACAAGCUUAAGUGUUACAUCAAGUGCGUGAUGGAGACGGCAGGCAUGAUGUCUGCGGGCGCCGUGGACGUGGAGGCCGUAGUGGCCAUGCUGCCCGACGACAUGCGCGCAAAGAACGAGGGUGCGCUGCGGGCGUGCGGCUCGCGGGCCGGAGCCGACGACUGCGACACCGCCUACCGCACGCAGCUGUGCUGGCAGCAGGCCAACCCGGCCGACUACUUCCUCAUAUAGCCCGCCCCGAGCCGUGCACCACACUCGCGCCGCAAUAACGUACAACCAAAAAGUUUAUACAGAUUGAAAUCAAAGCAACAUAACAGUCAUACAAUAUGUAAUUACAAUGCAUCUUAGACAAAGUGUAAUAUACUGCUUAUAUUAGAUCUGCGAGAUGUGUUAUUAUUAAAUGUUCUUCAUUUAAAUAAAAAUUAUUUUCGCUUCUAAAAAACAAUACAAGAAUGUUUC
Molecule: messenger RNA, 650 nt
Organism: Papilio machaon (common yellow swallowtail)
Lineage: Eukaryota; Metazoa; Arthropoda; Insecta; Lepidoptera; Papilionidae
Product: general odorant-binding protein 69a
Exons: 1
Coding region: 12-422 (136 amino acids)
Biological process (GO): sensory perception of smell; olfactory behavior
Cellular component (GO): extracellular region
Molecular function (GO): odorant binding; dibutyl phthalate binding
Source: RefSeq, a predicted model, not a curated record